Molecule: messenger RNA, 3058 nt
Organism: Oryza sativa Japonica Group (Japanese rice)
Lineage: Eukaryota; Viridiplantae; Streptophyta; Magnoliopsida; Poales; Poaceae
Source: RefSeq, a predicted model, not a curated record
GCAUGGUGAUUAACUGAUUGAAAUGACCAGUGUUUUGGUUUAACUGAUGCAGGCUUCAGUAUCAGAUCAGAUGAACAGGACGGGAAGCGCCGACCAAAACGAUCGGAGUUAUCCGGAGACGCCACGUCAGCUAGUAGUCCUGCUACUGCAGCGCCGCUCACGUUGAUGAUGAGCAGCUGAGCUGCGGAGCUCGGUGACUGGCUCGCGUCAGACAGACUCCCUCCUCUCCUCGAGAUGCUGUACUUGCCAUCGGUCCAUCACCCUUCCAUCCCGCCACGUUGCGAUCCCCUCGGCCACUUCUAUUAAACGCCAACGUACUCCUCAUCACGCCUCCAAACCCGCCGCUUUGAUUGUACUUGUGCUUUGCUGUUAAAGAGCUCGCCGGCGUGAGUGGUGGCGGGUAGAAGUUAUAUGGAGAGAAUGCGGUGUGUUGGUGGUGGUGACACCCCGUUGGGGUUUCGGGGCGUCGUGGAGGAGGAGCUAGAGGAGGAGGUGGCGGCGGUGUCAGCGUCGGGGAGGCCAAUGCAGCGGCAGCGGCGGCGGCGGCGGCGGUGGGGAGAGGAUGCCGACGAUGGCUACUCGGCGAGCUCGACUGGCGGCGGCGGGAGCAGCGGAUGCGGCUCCUUCGGCUGUGACUCGCCUUUGGCUGGGUUCGUGCGUGCUGAUGGCGACCCGGACACAGAUCUGGAGACAGAUGGGGUGGCCACUCCAUCCUCCAAUGCCUCUGCAGCAUUCGCCGAGCCACACGACGAGGAGGAGGGGGACGAGGUGUUGUGUGGGGUGGUGGAAGGGGACUGGGCACAGCUGCAAGAACCAACCAAGAGUCCGGCAGACCGUACCACCGGAGAAUGCCUGUACCAGCGGCGCCGGUCAGAAGCUGUUCUUUUGCAGGGUAGGAAGGGGUUGAAGCAACGGCCAGCCUCUCUGGACUUUGGCAGCGGCAGCCCCGGGUUCAAUGGAGCCCCUCUUUCUCCGGGCUUUGUGGUUGGGGGUGUGGGUUUGAUGAACAAGGGUCUUGUGUCAUCAUCAUUCAUCAGAUCAGACGUUUUUCCUAGUCCCAGGACACCGAACUAUCGGCGGCAUCGUUCAUCAGUAUUUGGUUACCAAAAGGGGUGGAGCUCUGAGAGAGUACCGCUUGCUUCCAAAGGUAACAGGAGGUACCCAGGCAGCAGCAUGGCAUUUCCCUUCAGCAAUGGGAGGACAUUGCCCUCCAAAUGGGAGGAUGCAGAGAGAUGGAUCUUCAGUCCGAAUUCGAGUGACGUGCUCGAGAAGACUUCAUUUGCUCCUGCUCGGCGACCAAAGUCCAAAAGUGGUCCAUUAGGGCCUCCUGGAAAAUUUGGUGGACAAUACUCAUCUGUGUCAUUGCUUGACAAUGGGAGAGUUGGACAUUUGACAGCAAACUCGCCUUUCUUGGCUGGAGUACUGAUACCAGAACAUUAUUGUGGAGAGAAAGAUAACAUUGGGAGGUAUAUGAGCAGAACAGCUGGUGAGGAGGCCAGCAUUGGCAUUGGAGGCAAGUCUUGUCUGGCAAAUGGUGGGUCUCAUGCUACUCAAUAUAACAGAGUUCGUCGACGACUGGAUACUGCGAUUGAGUCAUCACCUUCAUUGCCUAGCACCCAAGCGUCUGUACAAGAUGAACAGGUUGGAAUCACAGAAGAGUCAGCCUCCAUUAUCACCCCUAUAAUUUUGCGGAAGGAUGCGGCAACUCAAACAAGCCCAAAUCUAAGUCGGUCAUCUUCGCCCAGUGUCAGUACUCCAUUUAUCCAUUUGCUUACGACACACCAAGUCAGAGAAAAGGAGAAUUGUUUCUCUGAUGUUAUCAGGGAUGUGCACAUGGACGAUCGAGUGACUCUUACCAGGUGGUCCAAGAAACAUGUUACACGAGCAUCUAGCAAGAACUCAACAAAUGUUAUAGAUGUGAAGAAAAAGACAGUGGAGUCUAAGUCUUCUUCCUGGGAAUUAACAGAAGCAAAAUCCAUAUCAAAGGUUGAGCGAGAGCAAGAAAAAAUUACUGCUUGGGAACACCUCCAAAAAGCCAAGGCUGAGGCAGCAAUCCAAAAGUUAGUGAUGAAAAUCGAGAAAAAGAGAUCAUCUUCACUGGACAAGAUUUGGAACACCCUCAGGUCUGCACAAAGAAGAGCACAGGUAAUGCGUGAAACUGCAGCAGCAAACCAGGAUGAGCAAUCUUCCGGGAAGGCUAAAAGGACAUCACACCUUAAUAAGAACGGCCAGAUCAGCUCUCUGAGUGGCUGCUUCACUUGCCAUGCCUUCUAGUGUCAUGUAGUUUAAGAAGUGAGGAACAGGACUUAAAGUAAUUCUUCGUGUUAUCAACACGCUCGUGUUGACUUAGUGAAGUUCAGAGAUUUACAGAAUAAAGAUGAUCCAGCAGAUGGAAAUUAUCCCCCCUUGAAUUUUGACAAGAUGCUGCUGCAACAAUGGGGGACCAUGCAUUAUCAUGAUAUAGAUUUCUACAGUUCUGCUUUGUGUUAGUUUCGAUUCUGCCAUGGGGGGACAAGAGAAAAUGGUGCCACGAAGGAAAGGUGAAAUUCUUCUGCAUACAUCCCAUGUGCCUGAUUGAUAUCUUAGCACAAUGAUAAUUGAUAAGGUCCUCCUCUAUCAUUCAUUACCCAUUACCAACAUUCUAGAUGCUAUGAGUUUGUGUGCGAUGAAAACAAAGCAGAUAUGUAUCAUUUGCACCACAAUUCCAACGGAUAGAUAAGAAGGGAAUGUUUCAGUCAGAGGGAAUACAGUGCCUUACUGUGAUUCAUGCUGGAAAACUCUACUGGAUUGUGAAAGGGAACCAGGUGGAAUGCAAUAGAUUUAGCUAGCGUAUGCUACAUUUGCAUACACAGUUACAAUAGCAUGUGUUGGAGAAAAAUAUAGGAAUACAGGAAAAUAGAGAUUCUGUUUGAAUUUCAUGGCAAUUUGACAAGCUCUUCGCAGAACAACUCUCCCAUUUCUGUAAUGAGCUGUUUCUUGUAAUUCCUAUUGCAACACAUAGGCGUUACUGAAUGUUGAUAAAUGAUAUUGCCAUCGCAAUUUUUUUUUAGAAAAAUAA